This is a messenger RNA of Diachasma alloeum, 1720 nucleotides long. Its product is annotated as histone H3.3. Gene Ontology annotation, molecular function: structural constituent of chromatin; protein heterodimerization activity; DNA binding. The coding region runs from base 160 to 570 and encodes 136 amino acids. Gene Ontology annotation, cellular component: nucleosome. Lineage: Eukaryota; Metazoa; Arthropoda; Insecta; Hymenoptera; Braconidae. The transcript is spliced from 4 exons. The record is from RefSeq and is a predicted model, not a curated record.
AAAUAGCAAAAUGUUGUGAAGAUUGGGAUAUAAGUAAUUGAUGCUCCGAUUCACUCUUCAUGCGAUAAAAACUAAAUUUAUUGUGUGAAGAGAGAGGCUGGAGACUCUGUGAUUAUAUGAACAUUUUAUAACUUUUUUUUUCAUUCAAAAAUUGUGGAAAUGGUGAGGAGAAAGGCAGAGGCGAGGAAGUCGGGGACGAAGUCGAAAUCUCCGAAUAAGGGGAAAUCCAAGACGAAAACGCUGGUGAAUCGCAAACGCAAAGUGAAGCCGGGUGUCAGAGCGCUGCAGGAGAUAAGACAACUCAGGAGAUCGACAAAGUUACUCAUACCAAAACUACCGUUUUCGAGGCUCGUUAGAGAGAUCAUUCGUGAUCUCUUCCCGAGGAAGAACAUUGACAGAAUGCAGGCAACAGCACUGGAAGCACUUCAAGAAGCAACUGAAACCUACCUCGUACAAUUCUUCGAGGACUCAAUACUUCUCGCAUUCCACUGUAAACGAGUAACCCUGAUGCAACGUGAUAUGGUGCUAAUGAGAAGACUCCGAGGGCGUGAUGACGUUAUCAACAGAUAGUCGAAAAUACUUCGUACAAUCAUUGCCAUAAAUGUUUUUAUUGAGCCAUAACUACUCUAAGACGAACGAAGCAGUGGAGUGAUAAAACCGAAACGAAAUCAAUUGUUUCAUCUCGAGAGCAAAUGAUUCUGUUUAGAAAAGUUGAGGAAAAAUUUCUCAUCUUUUGAAUUUUGAACAGUUCCUCUCCAUUUUCUUACGAAAAAAUCAGUUACUUCAUCAGAAAUUAAUUGACAAGACUAAAAAAUGUUAAAGUCGAUUAUCACGUGAUUCUGUUUGAAAAAAUUGAGGAAAAAAUUCUGAUCUUUUGAAUUUUUGAAAAUUUCCUCUUUAUUUUCUUACGAAACAAUUGUUUCAGAGAUGAAUUAACAAGACUAAAAACUGUUGAAGUCGAUUAUCAGCGAUUCUGUUUGAAAAAAUUGAGGAAAAAAUUCUGAUCUUUUGAAUUUUUGAAAAUUUCCUCUUUAUUUUCUUACGAAACAGUUGUUUCAGAGAUGAAUUAACAAGACUAAAAAAUGUUGAAGUCGAUUAUCACGCGAUUUUGUUUGAAAAAGUUAAGGAAAAAAUUCUGAUCUUUUGAAUUUUUGAAAAUUUCCUCUUUAUUUUCUUACGAAUCAAUCAGUUGCUUCAGAGAUGAAUUAACAAGACUAAAAAAUGUUGAAGUCGAUUAUCACGCGAUUCUGUUUGAAAAAGUUGAGGAAAAAAUUCUGAUCUUUUGAAUUUUUGAAAAUUUCCUCUUUAUUUUCUUACGAAACAAUCAGUUGCUUCAGAGAUGAAUUAACAAGACUAAAAAAUAUUGAAGUCGAUUAUCACUUGACUACUGAAUCAAUCGAAUUAAGUUAUCGAAAAGAGCAUAAUAAGCUGUUGAUGAUUUCUACAUGAGUUUGAAUCAAAUUCAUCAUUGAAACACCAGUAAGUGUACAGAGAGCAGUGAAUACUUUGGUGUAUUCUUUGAUUAUGACGGUAUAAAGAAAAUUGUAUGUAGAUUGAAAAUUAUUCUAGGGACUUGGUGUAUUUUUUAAAAUGAAUAUGUAAUUUUUUAUGUGAAACUGGAGGUGAUAGUUAUGAAUGUGGCAUGUAAUACGAACGACGCAGUGUGGAUUCAACGAAGUUGCCGCCUUUUGGAAAAUAAUAAAUGGAAUAUGAAAAUUAA